Messenger RNA from Glycine soja, 1837 nucleotides. RefSeq lists its product as uncharacterized. Gene Ontology annotation, biological process: endoplasmic reticulum tubular network organization. NCBI's taxonomy places the organism in Eukaryota, Viridiplantae, Streptophyta, Magnoliopsida, Fabales, Fabaceae. Gene Ontology annotation, cellular component: endoplasmic reticulum tubular network. Bases 273 to 1478 code for a protein of 401 amino acids. The record is from RefSeq and is a predicted model, not a curated record. The transcript is spliced from 6 exons.
AAAAAGGGGUUAGGACUUAGAGUGAUGGAGUGGCAUGAAAGCAUUCGCAUCCACGGAGCGUGAAAUCCAACGUGCUUGACUCUGCGUGCAGAGAGUGUCCAAAACAAAACCCCAAAAAUUUGAAAUAACACUCUCAGUCUCACGCAUUCUUCUUCGUCUCCCACUCCACCACUUCGUAACUCCCCAACCUCACCACCAACCUACGCGCCGAGAUCUAAACCACCGAACAUUCUCGAACCCUCCCAGAUCGAACAAGUUCGUGGGCGAGAGUGAUGGGGGAUGAGAAAGGUGAGAAGAAAGAAACUAGUCCCAGUGCCAGUGCCAGUGCCGGGAACGAUAAGAAGAACGAGAAAAAGAAGAAAGGUUUUAUUUCGCGAAUUUGGAACGCGAUAUUCAGGUCCAACCGCGACGAUUUUGAGAAGAGGCUUCAGUAUAUUUCCAAAGAGGAAAACGCGGUUGUGACUAGAAUGAGCAAUAGAUCUCGCUCUUGGAGGCGAACCUCUCGCCAACUUAUUCUAUUCUCUGUUUUAUUUGAGGUCAUUGCUGUAGGAUAUGCUAUUAUGACAACAAGAUCAAUGGAUAUGAAUUGGAAAAUGAGGGCAAUCCGAGUUUUGCCAAUGUUUCUUUUGCCUGCCUUGUCAUCAGCUACAUAUACUGCAUUUGUCAGCUUCACCAGGAUGUGUGAUCGCAGGGACCAGAAAAUUCUUGAAAGUCUUAGAGCUGAAAGGAAGGCAAAAAUUGAUGAGCUCAAAGAGAAGACAAAUUAUUACAUUACUCAACAACUCAUUCAGAGAUAUGAUACAGAUCCUGCAGCCAAGGCAGCUGCUGCAACUGCUUUAGCAUCCAAGUUGGGUGCAGAUUCAGGUUUGAAAGUGUAUGUGGGGGAUGAAUCUUCUGGUGCUUCAACAGGGAAGACCAAGGAUGUUGAAGUUGUUCAGUCUAGUGGGCUUCGAAAUCGCAAACAAGUCACUUCUAGAUCCACUAGUUCAGGGACAACUACACCAAAUUAUUCUGAUCAACAAUUUGUUGGUUCUGGGAAAAUUGAUCAAACCCAAACUCCUGAGCAUAAUCAGCUUGUAGUUGUUGAACAUCACAAUCCUCAAAGUUCAACAAUGAAUGAUGGAGGAUGGAUUGCUCGAAUUGCAGCAUUGCUUGUGGGUGAGGAUCCAACACAGUCUUAUGCGCUCGUAUGCGGUAACUGCCGCAUGCAUAAUGGUCUUGCUCGGAAGGAGGAUUUCCCAUUUAUUACUUAUUACUGCCCACAUUGUCACGCCCUGAACAAACCAAAGCAAUCGGAUGAGCGUACAUCUGGUUUAAAUUCCCAAAACACUCAGUCUCCUAAAGCAGAUGACAGGGAAGAAGUUAAAAAUGCUAGUGAUUCUGAAUCCGAGAGUGUAAUAAGAAGCGAUAAUCCCGUAAAUACUAGCCCUGAGAUUGAGGAAGUUUCUGAACCGGCUAUUUCAGUGGAGAAAAACUAGUUAAAAGACAGUAGCCUCUUUUGGGGAUGGACUGUUUAGAUGACAUGUCUUGCCCCUUGUUUCAGGUCACAGACGACCAACUAUAAGGAAACCAACUUUGUAGUUAGAGUCCUUAUUGCUGUUGUAACAGGAAGAGUUUUGAUAUAUUAUUUUGGAACUUGCGAUUUAUAAAUUAUAACACAUAAAUUACAUGGCUUGCUUAUGAAUUAAGGCAAUUUUGGGAUUUCCAUAUAAUUUUUCCUUUUUUUGUUGUCGGGAUAGUCUUAGUUCAAAAAUGAGAUUUGGUUUAAACUUUGAAUGUUGUUGCAACUUGCAAGGGUUGUGUUUACAUCUGGUCAAUGUAAAUUUUGUUGAAACUA